AUGAUAGCUUUCAUAAACAUCGCCUUUCUAGUUGCUCUGUUCCUGCUCAACUCAGAUCGCACUCAGAAAGCCAUUGAGAUAUGCAGCGAAUGUUUGAUUUUGCUAAAUGGCACCGAUCAAAACAGCAAAGACCUAUUUAAUUCACUACUGCUGCAAUUUUACAGCGCCUUCAAUUUACUUCUUUUCAGCGCUUAUUGUCUUAUCUCUGACCAUAAAAGUGCGGAAAGAUACGGCAGGAAACUGCUUGUCUUAUACAGCGAGUCUGGUGACUUAGUAAAAGAAGGAAAUGUAAGCUUAGCUCUAGCAGAAAUAGUUGAGGGUCAAAACAGGUUUACAAAUGCCAAACAACUUUACAAAAAAGCACUUAAUAUUAAGAGACAAACUGGUGAACAAAUUGGCGAAGCAAGAGCCUUCGCAAGAUUCGGAAUUGUGCUUUAUAAACUUGGCGAGAACCUAAAAGCGAAGGAGUAUCAUCUCCAAAAAGCGCUUGUUAUCAAAUCCGAAACUGGCGACAGAGAAGGACAGGCAACUGACUACGGAAACCUAGGUGCUGUGUUUCAGUCUCUCGGGGAAUACGACAAGGCUAUAGAGCAUCUCCAAAAAGCGCUUGUCAUCAGAACUGAAAUUGGCGACAGGGAAGGAGAGGCAACUGACUAUGGAAACCUAGGAACCGUGUUUCUCUCUCUCGAGCAGUACGACCAGGCGACAGAGUAUCUCCAAAAAGCGCUUGUAAUCAAAUCUGAAAUUGGCGACAAAAAGGGAGAAGCAUUAUGUUAUGAAAACCUAGGAUCUGUGUUUCAGUCGCUCGGGCAGUACGACAAGGCUAAAGAAUGUAUUCAAAAAGAGCUUGCCAUCAGAACUGAAAUUGGCGACAGAAAAGGAGAGGCAAAUGAAUACAGAAACCUAGGAACUGUGUUUCACUCUCUCGGGCAACGCGAAAAGGCUAUGGAGUAUCUCCAAAAAGCGAUUGUCAUCACAACUGAAAUUGGCGACAGAAAAGGAGAAGCAUCAUGCUAUGGAAGCCUAGGUACUGUGUUUAAGUCGCUCGGGCAGUACGACAAGGCUAAAGAGUAUCUCCAAAAAGCGCUUGUCAUCUCAACUGAAAUUGGCGACAGAAAAGGAGAGUCAACUAACUAUGGAGACCUAGGUACUGUGUUUAAGUCGCUCCUGCAGUACGACAAGGCUAAAGAGUAUCUCCAAAAAGCGCUUGUCAUCUCAACUGAACUUGGCGACAGAAAAGGAGAAGCAUCAUGUUAUGGAAGCCUAGGUUCUCUGUUUAAGUCGCUCGGGCAGUACGACAAGGCUAAAGAGUAUCUCCAAAAAGCGCUUGUCAUCACAACUAAAAUUGGUGACAGAAGAGGAGAAGCAAUAUAUUAUGGAAACUUAGGUACUGUAUUUCACUCUCUUGGGCAAGGCAACAAGGCUAAAGAACAUCUCCAGAGAGCACUUUUCAUCACAACUGAAAUUGGAGACAGAAAAGGAGAGGCAGCUCACUACGGUAGCUUAGGUAACGUGUUUGGGUCUCUCGGGCAAUACGACAAGGCUAUAGAGCAUCUCCAAAACGCGCUUGUCAUCACAGCUAAAAUUGGUGACAAAAAAGGAGAAGCAUCAUGCUAUGGAAGCCUAGGUACUGUGUUUAAGUCGCUCGGGCAGUACGACAAGGCUAAAGAGUAUCUCCAAAAAGCGCUUGUCAUCUCAACUGAAAUUGGCGACAGAAAAGGAGAGGCAACUAACUAUGGAGACCUAGGUACUGUGUUUCAGUUGCUCGGGCAAUACAAAAACGCUAAAAAGCAUUUCCAAAGAGCGCUUACUAUCAGUACUGAAAUUGGUGAUAAGCAAUGGGAAGCAGCAGAUCUUGCAAACCUUGGAUUUGUGUCUAGAACUGUUGGAGAUUAUGAAGCUUCAGAAGUAUGCUUGGUGAAAGCCUUAUCCAUAUCCAGAAAUAUUGGAGACAGACGAAGCGAGUUCCAAAUCCUUCGAGAAUGCGCCAUUUUGUAUUUACUUCAAAAUAAAAUCAGAGACUCCCUUUCGUGUCUUCAACUGUGCAUUGAAAAAUAUGAGGAGCUAAGACAUUUGUUGGGCGCCAAUGAUGAGUUCAAAACAUCAUUUCUGGAGGCUUCAGGAAUAUUUCCCUACAAGCUGCUUUGUAGUUUGCUUUGUGUCACCAGAAAAAUUCGUGAUGCUCUUUAUGUUGAGGAGUUGGGUCGAGCUAGAGGCCUCUCAGACUUGAUGGCAGAAAAGUACUCGGUUCAAACGCACAUUUCUGCUGAUCCACAAUCUUGGUUUGACAUUGAGAACAUUUUUAGAAAGGAAAAUAACUGCACUUGUCUGUACAUUUCUUAUUUUCACGAUCAUCUGCGUUUGUGGAUUUUGAAAACAAAUGGAGGCCUUCACUUUAAAAGGAUAUCACUAGAAGAGACUCUAGCUAAGGCUGGGUUGCCCAAAGAUUUGCCUUUGAGUCAAUUUUUGGCUGAUAAUUUGCGCAGUCUUGGUAUUUUGCCCAUUGCAGAUUGUGAAGAUCGGUCUUUAGAUAUGGUUGAAUUGCAACCUCUCUUCCCCAAACAAAAGAACUCGGCAAGAUUGCGACUCGUAGAGGAGGACGAGAACGACGGAGUCACUUCAAGUUUAUCUUUGUGUUACAAAAUCUUUAUUGCCCCCGUUUAUGAUUUUCUUGAGGAGCCUGAAGUCAUUAUUGUUCCUGACCGCAGUUUAUACAAAGUUCCCUUUGCUGCCCUGAGUGAAAAAGAGGGAGCCGAAUACAUGUUGGAGACCCAUAGGAUCCGUGUCAUUCCUUCUUUGACAACACUCAAGAUCAUUCAAGAUAGUCCAGAGGACUAUCACAGCAACACUGGAGCCUUGAUAAUAGGCAAUCCCAAGGUUGAUUGGCUGCUGCCAUUGCCAGGUGCAAGAAAGGAAGCGGAGAUGGUUGGACGACUGGUGGGUGUUCCGCCUCUGGUAGAGGAGAAAGCAACGAAGCAGGCGGUGCUUGAGCGGAUAGGUUCAGUGAGCCUGAUACAUUUUGCUGCCCAUGGUAACGCCGAAAGGGGAGAAAUUGCCCUCUCCCCCAUUCCUAUUUCCAACAGUCAAAAUGCUAUCCCACCACAGGAAGCUUACAUGUUGACGAUGGCUGAUGUCUCACGAGUGAAAGUCAGAGCUAAACUGGUGGUACUUAGCUGCUGUCACAGUGGAAGUGGACGGAAAAGAGCCGAGGGAGUUAUAGGAAUUGCCCGUGCGUUCUUAGAAUCUGGUGCUCGCUCGGUGUUAGUUGCGCUGUGGGCCAUACCAGACUUAGCAACGGAGCAGCUGAUGAAUCGGUUCUACAAACACCUUGUUGAAGGAGAAAGUGCCAGUGAAUCCCUUCAUCAGGCCAUGAGGUGGAUGAGAAAAAACGGCUUUACCAAAGUGUCUGAGUGGGCUUCGUUUACGCUGAUUGGAGAUGAUGUGAGGCUCGAGUUUGAGAAGCAGAGGAAAGAGGAUGAGAAUAUCUCGAAUGAAAAAGACCUUAGAGACUUGUAGCUGGAUAAACAAAUAGAAUAAGUAGAGAAAAUACUCUAUCCGUUAUUUUAUUGUGUAAUUUAAGAAUAGGC
This is a messenger RNA of Pocillopora verrucosa, 3587 nucleotides long. NCBI's taxonomy places the organism in Eukaryota, Metazoa, Cnidaria, Anthozoa, Scleractinia, Pocilloporidae. The record is from RefSeq and is a predicted model, not a curated record.